Molecule: messenger RNA, 1068 nt
Organism: Rhineura floridana
Lineage: Eukaryota; Metazoa; Chordata; Lepidosauria; Squamata; Rhineuridae
Product: green-sensitive opsin
Exons: 5
Coding region: 1-1068 (355 amino acids)
Biological process (GO): G protein-coupled receptor signaling pathway; phototransduction; visual perception
Cellular component (GO): photoreceptor outer segment; membrane
Molecular function (GO): G protein-coupled receptor activity
Source: RefSeq, a predicted model, not a curated record
AUGAAUGGAAUGGAAGGUAUCAAUUUUUACGUGCCUCUUUCCAAUAAGACAGGGCUGGUGCAGAGCCCCUUUGAAUAUCUCCAGUAUUACCUAGCUGAACCCUGGAAGUACAAAAUGGUGUGCUGCUACAUCUUCUUCCUCAUCUCCACCGGGCUGCCCAUCAAUAGCCUCACCCUUCUUGUGACCUUCAAACAUAAGAAGCUACGGCAGCCGCUCAACUAUGUCCUGGUUAACCUGGCGGUAGCAGAUCUCUUCAUGGCCUGCUUUGGCUUCACGGUCACCUUCUACACAGCCUGGAAUGGCUACUUCAUAUUUGGUCCCAUCGGCUGUGCCAUUGAGGGCUUCUUUGAAACACUGGGAGGUCAGGUUGCUCUCUGGUCGCUAGUUGUUCUUGCCAUAGAGUGCUAUAUUGUGGUCUGUAAACCCAUGGACAACUUCCGCUUCUCUACCACCCAUGCCUUGAUGGGCAUUGUUUUUACUUGGGUUAUGUCCUUAUCCUGUGUGUGUCUACCCCUCUUUGGUUGGUCCAGAUAUAUACCUGAAGGGAUGCAGUGCUGUUGUGGCCCAGACUAUUACACUUUCAACCCUGAUUAUCACAAUGACUCCUACAUUCUCUAUAUGUUUCUCAUCCACUUUGUUAUUCCCGUGGUGGUCAUAUUCUUCUCCUAUGGGCGGCUUAUAUGCAAAGUCCGAGAGGCAGCCGCUCAGCAGCAGGAGUCUGCAAGCACUCAGAAAGCAGAGAAAGAAGUUACCCACAUGGUGAUCCUGAUGGUGCUGGGAUUUCUCCUUGCCUGGACUCCUUAUGCUGUAGCGGCAUUCUGGAUCUUCACCAACAAAGGGGCAGAUUUUUCUGCUAUGCUCAUGUCAGUGCUUGCCUUCUUCUCAAAGAGUUCGUCCCUCUACAAUCCCAUCAUCUAUGUCCUCAGGAACAAACAGUUCCGUAAUUGCAUGAUCUCCACAAUCUGUUGCGGCAAGAACCCCUUUGGGGAUGAAGAUGUCUCAUCGACUGUAUCCCAGAGCAAAACUGAGGUGUCCUCUAUCUCCUCCAGCCAAGUGUCACCUGCAUAA